Molecule: messenger RNA, 12298 nt
Organism: Sinocyclocheilus rhinocerous
Lineage: Eukaryota; Metazoa; Chordata; Actinopteri; Cypriniformes; Cyprinidae
Product: BAH and coiled-coil domain-containing protein 1-like
Molecular function (GO): chromatin binding
Source: RefSeq, a predicted model, not a curated record
AAGAGGAUCGCCGCUCCGAGACUCGAUUCGCGACUUCAGUGGCCUAGAGAAGCCCGAGACCGGCGAACGACAAUUGCUGCAAUCGUAUGAGGGGAAUUAGGACCGAGCCACUGAAAUAUGCUUUUUAGAAUAAGCGACAGCAUUGCUCUGAAUACUUUUCUUGAUUUCUAAUUAAAAUUAUUUAUUGUUAUGCAAGGAUAUAACAUACCAAAAAGAUGAUUGAGGACUUCAACCUGAGCAGGAGAGGCGAGCUUUCCACUAAAGCAAACGCAGACGGAUUACAGUACAUAGGUUUAAUCUGAUUUCCGCUUGAUUUUGGAUUAUAUCGGAUGUUUUCUUUGGAAUGGAGGGUCGUGAUUUCUCCGCUCCAGCACAUCUCCUUUCAGAGCGGGCCACUCUAGUGCAUCGCGCCGCCUCUCGCAUCUCCUCCUCCGGCCACGGCUCUGUGCAACAUGCACCUCAUUUUCCAGCCGGGAAAUAUUAUCCAUCUCACUUACCGAUGGCGGCGCAUUCAGGCAGUGGACUGAUGGGAAACUCCUCAACCACCUUCAUGGGGACGUUCCUGGCCAGCAGUCUAGGCUCUCCUCCCUCACACCCACCACACCCCUCCAGACCACCGUCCUCUCCCUCCUCUCCUCCUUAUCGUGGGGGUCCUCACUCCAGCGCCUCUCAGAUCUGGUUCCCCCACUCACAUGAAGUCCCAGGGUAUCCUCGCUUCUCAGGGAGUCUAGCCCACACCUUUCUUCCCAUAAGCCAUUUGGAUCACCAUGCCAACAGUGGGGUCCUCUAUGGACAACAUCGUUUCUAUGAUACACAAAAAGAGAACUUCUAUUUAAGAAGCCUCCCGUCCCAGCCCCCACUCAUCUCAGCCAAUCACAACAUCCAGCCGAUGUCAAGGACAGGAUCCGGACAACCCCAGGGCUCAUGCAGCAGGGACAGAGAUGCAGGAAGUGGGAUGAACCUACAAAAGGGUCUUAAAGAGCCUAGCUUAGAGAGAGGUGUGGUUUCAGCUGCAAAAGAUAAAGACAGACCUAGUAAUAAACAUGAUUCUAAAGACCGCCAUCACCACCAACUACCCCAUCAUCACUCCCAUCAACCCCAGCUCCACCCACAACAUCCAGCCACUAUGGAAGAGAUGAACGGCAGGGGACACAAAGCCACUCUGCCUAUUGAGUAUAAGGAACAUCCACAGAGCAUGGGAAAGCCUCUUAGUGCCUGUUUGCUUAAUGGAAAGAUGCUAAAUGGGGACCAUGGAACAGGGGCAAAAGGCUCCAUGACUACUUACGGUGGGGAUGGGGUGGUUAGAGGUAAUGUAGGGUCCAAUAAUGUCCAAAACAGACACGUGGGAGGUGGCACUAACGGGCACUGUGGUAAAGAGGCGAUAAGUGGGGAGAUGCGGAUCAGUGAACAGCCUCCUACAGACUGUCUGGAGCGAGGUCAGGCUUUGCAGCAUUCUUUGCCCUACUCAGUGCCUCCUCCACUGCCCAUGGCUGCUGGAGGGGGGCAUCCAAGUGGCUUCCACUGUCUGCAGCUCCAUCCUGGCCACCCCCAUCACCCACACCAAAAUCGCCACUCACACCAUCACCCUGACUUUUUCUGCCCUCCACCGCCAGCCCCUAUGGGAAAUCCUUCCUUACAUGAUAAAGGAAUCAAUAAUGGUGGCUGCAGAGACUCCAAAGUGACUGGAGCCACAUUUAUUCCAUCUGUUAACCACCUUGGGGAGAAAACCGGAGGCCCCUUCCAGAUGGGCAACUCUGAGUGCCAGGGGGUUGGGGGCGGAGGGAACAGUGUCAAGGACAAGGCCAUGGGAAGAGGUGUGGUUUCAGCUGCAAAAGAUAAAGACAGACCUAGUAAUAAACAUGAUUCUAAAGACCGCCAUCACCACCAACUACCCCAUCAUCACUCCCAUCAACCCCAGCUCCACCCACAACAUCCAGCCACUAUGGAAGAGAUGAACGGCAGGGGACACAAAGCCACUCUGCCUAUUGAGUAUAAGGAACAUCCACAGAGCAUGGGAAAGCCUCUUAGUGCCUGUUUGCUUAAUGGAAAGAUGCUAAAUGGGGACCAUGGAACAGGGGCAAAAGGCUCCAUGACUACUUACGGUGGGGAUGGGGUGGUUAGAGGUAAUGUAGGGUCCAAUAAUGUCCAAAACAGACACGUGGGAGGUGGCACUAACGGGCACUGUGGUAAAGAGGCGAUAAGUGGGGAGAUGCGGAUCAGUGAACAGCCUCCUACAGACUGUCUGGAGCGAGGUCAGGCUUUGCAGCAUUCUUUGCCCUACUCAGUGCCUCCUCCACUGCCCAUGGCUGCUGGAGGGGGGCAUCCAAGUGGCUUCCACUGUCUGCAGCUCCAUCCUGGCCACCCCCAUCACCCACACCAAAAUCGCCACUCACACCAUCACCCUGACUUUUUCUGCCCUCCACCGCCAGCCCCUAUGGGAAAUCCUUCCUUACAUGAUAAAGGAAUCAAUAAUGGUGGCUGCAGAGACUCCAAAGUGACUGGAGCCACAUUUAUUCCAUCUGUUAACCACCUUGGGGAGAAAACCGGAGGCCCCUUCCAGAUGGGCAACUCUGAGUGCCAGGGGGUUGGGGGCGGAGGGAACAGUGUCAAGGACAAGGCCAUGGAAAAGAUUGGCAAUGGGGGGCAUCAUGGUAACUGGCCCAGGAAACAACAGCAUCAACCUCCAACCCAGCAGCAGCAUCCCUACAGAAAAGCUGAAAAAGCACCUGACUGGAUGCACAACCACAACCACCACCAUCACCUACAGCAACAACAGCAGCAACAGCAGCAGCAAAGCCAUUCCCAGCAACACCAGACUGUGCGCUCCCGCAGUGCUGACUGCAUCAACAGUAUGGAAACAGACAUGUUCAGAUCUACACUUACUCAAGAGUCAAAGACAGUUCAUCCUCUACCCAACCAAACCAACACCAAUUCUCAGCCCUACAGAGACUGCUCACACUCCGGGCCUCCAACCAUUCCCUCACCUCUUGCUGGGAAGACCAUGACUCAGCACACGGGUGGAGGAGGACAUGGAAGCUGCUCUAUGCAGCGAGAUGGACAGAAGGUUGCCCGCAUUCGCCACCAACAGCACAGUAGGGCUGGCCCCGAUACCCCUGGCACAGACAUGGCCCAGGCUAAUGGGAACCAGGAGAUGAAGCGGAAGAUGGAAAUGUCUCCUUACGGCUACAACAACAAUGUGCAGCAUCACCCACAUCAGCAUACAUCAGUGCCACCUUGGGCCAUGCAAUCUCAUCACAUCCGCUCUGAAGAGAACCAGCAUAAAGCUUACAUGGAACCUAACAGUGGAGCUGCCAACAACAGACCACCCACACAACAGCAGCACCAGACGGCAGGAAUGGGUCCUCCUCCUCCUCCUCCCCUUCAUCCAGCUCCUCCUCAAAACCAGCAGGAGAUCACAAGCUCACAGGGAGAGAACAGUGCCAUGAAGAACCUUCUGAAGUACAGCAACCAGCAGCCUCUCCUCCUGUCCCAAAAGAGCCCAUUUGGAGGGCUUGGGAACCUCAAAACAGCAGCUAAUGGCACCAGCUGCUCUAUACAGGGAGGCAAGCAGACCCUACCCUCCAGGAAAGGCCAAAGCCAUGAAAGCGAGAGAGCUGAUUGUGGUGGACGUGGCCGAGAGAUAGGAGAUGUCCCACAUGUAGAGGGGGAGGUGCGACAGCCUCCGGUAGGGAUUGCAGUUGCUGUGGCAAGACAGAGAGAACCUCCAUGCCAAGCAUCAGGCAGCCAUCCCAGCAGCCGACAGGGGCGGGUGCACUCCACCAUGAAAGGCACUCCACGCUCCAUGUAUCCUUCAGAUUCAACUGGAGAAGAGGAGAGGAAAAGGAUGAGCGUGGAACACAUGGGCCACCGGUGCCUAGAGAGAGAACGAGACGUGUAUAUUAGGGAUAACAAGGAAAGGGUCGAAUUGGCACACAUCCAUCCCUCAAACAGUUGCCAUGGUGACCUCACCUCUCACAUCAUGGUGCCAGGUGGAACUUCCAUGCAGUCGAGCCAAUUAGGAGACCCAGCUGCACAUACACACUCUGCUCAUCACCACUGGAUGCCACGUACAGGAAGUCCCUCACUAUGGAUGACAGGUCACUCCUACGGUAUUGGUCACACAGCUCUGCAUCAGAAUCUCCCUCCUGGGUUUUCUGCAGCCAUGCCUGCCCCUCUUCAGCCAGUUCUACCCCUGCCCCAGGACCCCUCCACCCAACUGGUGGUGCUGCCCAGUGAGCCUGCCACACACCCGGCUACUCACCUUGAUGUGAUGGAGCAGCCUGGCCUGUGGCCCCCAGUCUACAGGGCCCGAGCGGCCCACUCCCACAUGCAGCAUCCUGCUGUGUAUCCUCGCUCGCAGUUUCUACGGCAACAAGAGCUUUAUGCUCUCCAGCAACACCAGCAGCUGCAGCAUCAGCAACACCCCAGCCAUCACAUGCCGCCACCUCCAUCACACAGAGUAGCAAACAACAUAGAGCUUCAGCAGAGAGCCACAGCCGACCACAGCCAGGUGCAAAAGAAGCCAGAAGAACAGAGCAUGGAGCUAGAAGACAUUUUGUCUGAACCCAGGACUCCCAAACCUGCUAAGUGCUAUGCCUACGGCCCAUCCAACCAGGCCUCCUCACCUCCCAGGGGCUCCACUGCCCACUUGUCGCCCUGCUGCCAGUCCCCUUGUAUGCGGCCUCACCCUAAAAGCACACCCUCUACUCCCUGCCCCGCCACAAGUCCGGUAGCUGCGACACCCCGCUCACCAGCCAUCAGCCCUUCUCCAUCACAGAUGCCCAAAACUGUUGAGUCCCAGGAAAAGAGAGUGGAAGGGCAGCCACCACAAGACUAUCCUCAAUCCAUGGAGCCUGAUCUGCCACCUGGAUAUACCUAUCCAGAAAUCAACAUGGGAUAUAGGAAUAUCCCCACCACUCAAGACGUACAGCUGGCAGAGCCUGCUGAUCUGGAGGCUGUUCAGACUGAACCUGUUGAGCACCCUCCUCCAGCUCUCUCCAGCUUGGGAGAGGGCCUGGAAUGUCAUGCAAUGGUGAGGCCACUCCGAGAACCACAAGAGCCAACAAUGGACGUUGAUGCCACUAGUCUAGUUGAAGAACAGCCUGAGGGUGUGUUUGUGCAAGGGGAGGAUGUCAAGACAGUCAUGGCCAUGGGCUGCUUUGAACCCAUUGAGGACAAUCAGGAAAAGGAGCAUGCCAAGAUAAUUUGCACACCUGCUGAAGUUUCAGGCUGUGAAGUAGGACAGGUAACUAUCCUAUCGUCUGAGGAAGUAAUCCAUCAAGAAGAACCAAUUGUUAGCUUUGACGAAGAAGUGGGUGAAGAUAUACCUCCUCAAGAGAGUGAAGACAUUGACACACUGAAGGAUCCAAUACCAAUACCACAACCAUGUGUCUCUGAUUGUUCACUCAACCAGCUGCCAAACACCACUGCCCAAGCAGAUGUUGCAGUGGUUACUGAGGAAGAUGAAGUGAAAAUCUGUGUGAAGGUUCCAUCUCCAACAACGAAUAGCUGCUCCCAGAGUCUCACAACAAGUUACUGGAGUUUGGAGCUCCUGAUUGCAGCAGCCUUCUGUGGGGACUGUCCUCCUCCCUCUCCACCUUCCACUUACCAAUCCCAGAGAUACUGUGGCCCACUCAACUCCUCAUAUCAUGGCAUGGAAUUGCUGAGUGAGCUGGCUGAUCUGGAACUGCAACGGUAUCAACAAAGUUGUGGUAAAACUCAAGAAGAUCAAUGGACUUUUGACCUGCAGAGUCUUGCUACUUUGGCAGCAGCACGUGCCCUUGAAUUGGGUUCACAGGAGAGCAGCACCACAGAUGCUGAGAAGCAGUUUCCUGCUCGAAGAACUCUCAACUUGCGCAGAAAAUGCAGCUGGACGCCUCGCCAUGAGCCGGUUUGCCCAGUGAAAGGUACCAUGGACAGUAUGGAUGGGCAGGAGUUGGCGAUGCGAGUGAGGUUAGCAGAGCUGCAACAGCGUUACAAAGAGAAGCAGAAAGAACUGGCCAAACUCCAGAGGAAGCAUGAUCACCAGAAAGAGGAGACUCCUCGCAGUCCAGCACGUCGUGGCCCUGGUAGACCACGCAAACGCAAAUCAGUCCCUGGUCUUGGCUCCGGGCCCCUUAAUGAACCCCAGAAAAAAGUAAAGUUGGUGGGGGCGGGGCUAAGUCCACUAGCAGAGGAGCACCGGGGAGGUGGAGAAUCGCAGAAGAAAAAUAAAAAAUUGUCCAGUCGAGGAUUUGGCCGCCUUAGCUCUACACAGAUGAAGUCACAGUGUUAUCGGAAGAACAGCACCCUUGAUCAACAAAUAACUCAACUCAAGCAGAAGGUCCCAGGUGGACGACAUUCAUCUGGAGCUGCGUCAAGAGACCCAGAGUUUUCCUCUGCAUCUAAGAGCCUGUACUCUGGCCAUAGUAACUCCAAAAGAGAUUCCACACAGCUCAGCACAGCCAAUGAGUCUGAGAGCCUGAGCGAUACAGCCACGAGUGGGGACAGUGGGACACAGGAGUGCUGGAAGAGGCACGAUCCAGUGGCAGUUAAAAAGGAAAGGAAGAAAAGUCCUAGAUCAGCAGCUUGUUUGCAGCAGCCAGGGGCCAGGAUCCCGCAGGGCAGGGGACAGGAAGUGGAUGAGGACGGGGAGACGUCCCCCCCUGAGAGCGAGUCCUCUGAGCAAGAGGAAGAUGAAGAGGAAGGCAGUUAUGGCAGUGAGGACGGCCAAGACAUCAAAGCGCAGACGUUCAGAGAUCUGCCGUUCAGUCCUGCCAUUACAGGCCCCUCAACUUUCUCUGUUGUCAAACUGGAAGCCAAUCAGAAGGCGAAAAUUAAGCGGGAACGACAAGAACUUUAUGGAUCUCAGUUUCGGGCCGUAACAGAUGGGGAUGUGAAGGUAAAACGACGACCCACCUGUAGAUCCGUCCCCAUCACUGUCUCCAAACCACCAGGAGUCAGAAGGCGACCAGGCAGGCCCAGACUGCAGGACAAACGCUGGCCUGGGAUCACAGGCAGGCCGGGUCAUUACAGAAAGAGUAGCAAUCUUCUCUCAUUUCCCAGCAGCAGCAACACUGAGAGGCUAAAGAGAGCCACUCGGAAGAGCUCCAUGCUGAGAGCCACGGAGUUUGACACGGACGGCCAAGCAUUACACACACCACUGAAAAUAACUCCUUUGUACUUUCUGAUCUCUCUCUCCAGCUACAGUAUUGUUAUCGACGGGGAGAGAGGAAACCGACCCAGAAUCUACUCCCUGGAGCAACUCUUGCAGGAAGCCGUACUGGAUGUACGCCCUGACACUGAGGCUGUGCUAAAAGAAGGGACUAGAGUGUGUGCUUACUGGAGUGAGCGCUCACGUUGUCUUUACCCGGGAUAUGUGCAAAGGGGAGGCGAUGAAUCUAAACCUGGUGGGGUUAUGGUGGAGUUUGAUGAUGGAGAUAGAGGGUGGAUCUCUCUCUCCAAUAUUCGCUUUCUUCCGCCAGGUUACCAAAUCCAAUGUGCUGAUUUGAGUCCUGGACUCAUCUCUGAGUGGCAGCUUGACAAAAAUAGCUCCAGGCAAGAAAACAAGACUCUGAGUGAAAGGACAGCAAGAACAGACAGAUUCAAAGCUCAGGAGAAGCCUGUCAGAAGACCAGGGAGGCCUAAAGGUUCAGGGCUAAAGAAGUCUCUCUCAGACAGUGUAGCCAAGAGCUCAGCACCUGCUGUGACAUGGCCAUCAGUGGCUGCACCCAGGAAGAGAAUGCCUGUUAACUUUUUCCAGCUCAGUGGCUCAGCCUCGAAGAAGGCCUUGAAAGGCAGGGUGGCGGAAACAUCUUCUCGACCUUCAGUCUCCAUGACGACACCAACCAAAGGCCUCUUUAGCAGUAGCUCCUUUGAGGUCGACUCCUUCAGCAGCAUAGCUAAUGGUUAUUCAUCCUUUGGCAGCCAGACAUCUGGGAUUUCACUGGAGGGCAAGAACAGUUCUUAUGGUCAAAAGAAGAGGACUGAGGAGCCAGCACCACCUCGGGGCAAGAAAAACGAAUUUCUAAUCAAAUUGGACCAUGAAGGAGUAACAUCUCCAAAGACUAAAAACAGUAAGGCUCUCCUGUUGCUGGGAGCCUCAGGAUUUGGCUCCAAUAGGGUGGGUGGUUUGCCCAGGGCAGAGGCUUACUCACACCCAGUUCUGCUGGUCAAGGACAACAGGAAAGGAGACGGCUCACGAGCAGAGCUCCUACUGAAAGGGACAGCAGUCCAGAGGAAGCCCUCACCAUCAUUGCGCAUGAGUGAGUAUGGAGACUUGAACCUUGGCUGCCACAGGGACUGCCACAGCUCUUACUCAGACAUGGAUGAGGAAGAGGAAGAAGUGGAAAGGAGGACGGGCCGUGCUGCACUUGCUCCUGCCUCUGUAGGUUUGAGAACAGCUGGCCGUUUUCUCUCACGCAUCUCGGUCUCCUCGUCUUCCUCAGGUUCUUCCAGCUCUUCCAGCUCAGGCUCUCUCUCGAGUUCCAGUCUGUGCUCUUCUGAAAAUGACUCAUCUUACAGCUCGGAGGAUGAGGAAAGCUGCUUGACCCCCCACCAUUCUUUGCUCCAGACCCCUGAACCCCCUGUGGGACCCCCACGGCACUCCUUUGUGGCCAAAGCUGUGGCAGUGUCCAGUGCCAAAGGUGGGCAUGGCAACCACAGUACUAACAGCAAGCCACAGAAGAGGAAAGAGUAUCCCAGUUCACUCUCCAAAACCCCUAAAGAUCUGGUUAAGAGGCAACGGCUUCUAGCAGACCAGACCAAACCCAGAGUGUCAACCAUCCUGCCAUCUAGACAGCUGUGGAGGUGGUCAGGAAACCCCACUCAACGCCGUGGACUUAAGGGAAAGGCCCGGAAGCUUUUCUACAAGGCCAUAGUGCGUGGCAAGGACAUGGUGCGGGUAGGAGACUGUGCUGUGUUCCUUUCGACUGGGCAGCCUCAUCUGCCUUUAAUCGGCCGCAUUGAGAGUUUCUGGGAGUCAUGGCAGAGCAGCAUGGUCGUGAAGGUCCAGUGGUUCUACCACCCUGAAGAAACCAAGCUAGGCAAGAGACAUCGUGAUGGCAAGGAACAUGCUCUGUACCAGUCAUGCCAUGAGGAUGAAAACGACGUCCAGACAAUCUCUCAUAAGUGUCAGGUGGUCACACGUGAGGAAUACGAGCGAUUGACCCGCAACAGGAAGUCUGAUGGGAGCUAUCAUGACCUGUACUACCUGGCCGGCACUUACGACCCCACCAGUGGCCAGCUGCUCACUGCAGACGGGAUGUCCAUACUCUGUUAGCACUGGACUUGCAUGCCUGCGUAUACUACUGAGUUGUCUUUGGUCCAAGUCAGAGAUGUUGCACUGCAAAUAAGAGGCUGAACUUUCCGACAGAGGACCAGGAAGUAGAUUACCACACUCACACCCAUAAACUCUACUCCGGGGAGAUAUGUGCAUGCUCCUCCUAGCGAUACCUUACAGUACAGUAGAUCCAGUUUGUCCAUGGUCCUAAUUCUCUUCCGAGGUUUUCUAAUGGGCAUAUUGUGGAUCUAAUUUAUGAACUGUUACCUGAUCUUAGAUCACCAAAGCAAAACUCUUGGUUUGGAGAACAUGGCGGAUGUUUAUGAAGACUUGAGCCAUGUUGUAGGCAGUGGCGGUGUGGGGUGCUCUCCGCACGUCACUUUCAUGAUUCCAGGGAUAUUUAAGUACAUAUAGAUCUAAAUAUAUAUUAAGUUCCUUUAUGUAUAUAUAGGGAAGUAUUUCCUUUCAAGCCAUACACUUCAGUACCUCUUAACAUGUCUUUUUAUUCAGGUGUAGAUUGUACAGGACAGGUUGCUGGUGUUUUCUUUGUUGUUGUCUAUAUGUAAAUAUUCGAAGCUAUUUUAUAUAAGUGUAAUGCUUAUCUUACCAUGUUCUAAUUGAUUUAUUUUUGUAUAAGUGGGUGAUAAAGUAGUUGUUGAUUUCUGUGAGAGGGUGGACUGCUGAUGUAUGCAUUGCACUGCACACGGCCUGCUGAUACAGUGAGAGCGGAGUCGUUCCUGCCCUGCUUUCUCUUUCAGGGAGAGGGGUUACACAGGGCUCCAUCCUUUUAUUGGCUGCACUUUGGGCAUUUGUUCCUCUAAUGUCUUACUUCAUUUUUUUUUUUCUUUUUUGGUUGCUUAUGUUAGCAGACUCAAAACACUUUAAUGUUAAAACAAAGGGAAACAAGUAUUGACUCCUUAAAAUGGUUCCAUAAAUUUGACAUCCAGUGGCUAAAUUUAAACAGUUUUUUUUAAUUAGUGUACAAAAAAGGAGAGUAAAAUGGUGAUCCUCAUAAAGAAAUGUCCAGGUCAUAUUUCAUAAAAUCAGGAAGAAAUCACAAAGUCCGAUAUUAGGGCUAUUUGAACCGACGCAUAGUGACAUUAAGCACAAUGUCACUUUCAGUACCAUAAUACAGUAAUGAAAAUCAGAAGAUCUGCCUAGACACAAUGAUUUUUUGUUCUUGGCCUAAUUUGUGAGAUUCACCUUAAAUACUGGUAUAUAAUACUAGAAGGACAUGAAAAAGAAUUCUGGCAUGUGUUAUUACUGUAUCUGAUGCAUUUUCAAAUGCAUCCUGCACUGUAUCAUUCGCUUUUUACUGCAUUUUUAAAUUGAGCUCCCGUCAAAAUGUAUUUUCUAUUAAUGGUGAAAUACACCUGAUUCUUUAUCUUAGUAUCCCAGGGUCAGGACACUAAAAGCAAGGGAUUGUUAGAGCACUAGGCACAGCUGGAGUACUUAGAGAAGUUGGCGUACAGUCAGAUUGUACUCCAUGCACUCAUUUUUUCACUGUGAGGGACAAUCGCAUUCAUGCAUGAAGGAGCAUCCACUGUUUGAAAGGCUGACACAAUCAUAGCAUUCUUCUUUUGUGCCAAAAAUAGUCAUUUCUGAUUAUGCAAUCUUCACUGUAUUGUACAAGUAUUAUAAUUUUUUUUAUGUUGUUGUUUUAUCAUUAGUGUUUAUUUAUUGCCAGUGUUACUGUUUCAUUACAAAACCAAUAGAUCAUGAUGAAGAUGUCUUAUUUGCUGGGAUCUGUUUGACCCAAAAGUGUCGUACUAACGUGCAUACGGCUUGAGCUACAGUCAGACCUUCACCUCUUGCCACCCCAUUAACAACAUCUUCAGCCCUGCAGGGGAAGUGACGUUGUUCACUGACCCUCUCCGUUUCCUGACCGUUCACCCCCAUCCUUUCAGAUAUACAAAUGAACUUCUAGAGUCUCCCCAAUGCCGCAUUUGACCUUGUAAUUUGCUUAUUUGAAGUAGCACACUUUUCUUACUGCCGGAGUAUAUAGUAUGUAUAUUCUGUAUGUAUAGAAUACCUGGAUGGCCUACUACAUUGCCAAAAUGUGCAGUAUACAUAAAGCGUGGAAUUCUGUAUCCCACAAUGCAAUGCGCUCAACUUGACCUUCCAUUUUCAGUGUGACGAACGAACAAGCAUCAGCUCUCGUUUUCCAGACUAAUUAUUUGAUCAAAAUGCCAAAUUGUGAAUUACACAUAAAAUUGGACUUUUAUUUUCGAUGAUUUUUGCAAACUAGGCAGUAAACAGUAUAAACAGCACAGUAUAAUACACCGCUAUUCCAUUUUGAACAUAGCCUGGACUUAUGACUUGUUCCCCAUUAAUAGUUGGACAUCGUAUUUCCAGUGUGAUUGAUAUUUAGGAUGUUAGGAUUUGUUUAGAUUUGUUUAACUCCUCUUGUAAUCAGAGCUAGGUUUAUAUAAAAGGUUGGUGUGUGUGUGUGUGUGUGUGUAUGUGUGCCUUUUUGUACUCUGCCUUUACGUUUGACUGUUUUGACAAAAGAGGGCACUGGAUAGAGUUGUGAAUGUACUUAGCAUACGUUAAGCAUGCAUAUUAUCUAAGGACCUGUCUGUAUGUCGCACAGCUCUAGUGGUUACACACAGAUUCAGAGUUGCUGUUGGUUACAAUCUCCUUUUAAAUCAGGGGAGAAACUUAAUUAGUGUUCCCAAAUGAAGGUCAAAGGUGUUUUGUUUGCGUAGGGAACAAGGGUAUUCAGGUCAGCACGUCUGAUAUGUUACAAGAGCAGGUCACUUGUUCAUGGCAAAGGUGCAAUACUACUUUGGCUAAAUAUUUGAAUGGCACUCAGCAUUUCUAAGCUUUUUGCAAAGGCUGGUGGGUAACAGGAAGUGAUGAGGAGGACGCAGGAACGUCUGUCCUAUUAAGCAGCUUUCUUUAAAUGCCGCAAGGCAUGUACUUAAUAUUCCGCUUGUCCAAGAAUCUCUGAUAAAUGAGAUGUUAUAACUUUGUUAAAUGAAAAAGUAUGUAUAUCUUUAUAUGUUUAUUUUGUUCCAUUAUAUAUAUUUUUUCCUC